Molecule: messenger RNA, 498 nt
Organism: Knipowitschia caucasica
Lineage: Eukaryota; Metazoa; Chordata; Actinopteri; Gobiiformes; Gobiidae
Source: the annotation of a GenBank genome assembly
AUGAGCCACAAAGAACAAGAGGCAGGGGCCAUGCAAGAGACCCAGUUUGGCUGUGUAGAGGCUCCCCAAAAGAGAGUCAUUUAUUUUACCAACGGGGAGACACUGGACCUGGACAGUGAUGAAGAGGAGGAGGAGGAAGAAGAGAAAGCAGUGGGCUAUUUUGGGGACAACAGACGCAAGGGGAGGUUUUCACUCAAGAAUCUGGUCUUGCGAGUUGGACGGCUGUCACUUCUCACUUGUGACUUCCUGGGUGAAAGACUUGCCGGAGCUCUUGGGCUGAACGAAGCAAAAUACCAGUACGCCAUAGAUCAGCAUCAACGUCAGAAGAAGAUUGUAGAUGAUGCUGGGACCACUCCUCUGUCUCCUUCUGAAGUCUGCCGAUAUGGAGCGACUGAAGGCACCCGGCAAGUCCACAGUGACGCUCAGCUCGACAAAGGGCGUCUCAAUUGGGGGCGAGGACCACCUCGGCGGCGAUCCUGCGCAUGUGCCAGACGCUAG